Molecule: messenger RNA, 588 nt
Organism: Argentina anserina (silverweed cinquefoil)
Lineage: Eukaryota; Viridiplantae; Streptophyta; Magnoliopsida; Rosales; Rosaceae
Exons: 1
Coding region: 1-588 (195 amino acids)
Source: RefSeq, a predicted model, not a curated record
AUGGUAGAGGAUAAGAAUAGAGGACCACCAUACUAUGGGGUCCUUGUUUCUGUUAUUGAACUAUUGUAUGGAUCUCGUAUGCCGGUUGUUUUGUUUAAGUGUAGAUGGUUCAAUACUAACCCAAGUGUUCGGAGGAGUACCAGAUUGGAUCAUGGCCUAUUAUCAGUGAAUACACACACAAGCUGGUAUGAAAAUGAGCCAUUUAUUCUUGCAACCAUGGCAAAACAAGUGUUCUAUCUUGAUGAUCCGAAAUUGGGCCGCGGUUGGAAAGUGGUAAACAUGAUGUCACACAGAAAUAUUUUUGAUGCAAGAACACUUGCACAGGGUGUAGAGCAAGAUAUUGAUAAUAUGGCUAUUGAACCAUAUCAAGAGCCUUCUACCUCAGCCAUCCAUGUCACAAACAACAUUUGCAUCAACAACGAGAUACACUUUCAAGCGUCUGAAUACGUUCCUAUAGAGUUUGAUUUCGAUCCUCUACCGUACAUUCCCCGCACAGAAGAAGACUUCAUUAAUGAUGAAGAUGAAAAUGACGAUGAGGAUGAAGAUGAGGAUGAGGACGCCGAUGAGGAUUAUGAAGAAAAUGAUUGA